Molecule: messenger RNA, 2046 nt
Organism: Conger conger (European conger)
Lineage: Eukaryota; Metazoa; Chordata; Actinopteri; Anguilliformes; Congridae
Gene: ccdc24
Product: coiled-coil domain containing 24
Exons: 9
Coding region: 188-1615 (475 amino acids)
Source: RefSeq, a predicted model, not a curated record
CGAAACAACGCAUUUGCUUCACUUGCCAGCUGUAAGUGGCUAUUGUAAUCUCGCGAUAUUUUCUUCCUAGAGACAAGAAUGUUUACACUGGAUACAGGAACCAACUCUUGCAUUAAAAACUGAUGUUUUGGGGAAUUUCAGUUGCAUGGUCUUCACCCGUUUCCUGAGGGCGAGGCUGGCCGGGUGAAUGGCUCAUCAAUCAGACGAUGGGAACAGUGACUUCAUGGAGAGUUAUGAACCCGCACCGCCUGCGUGGUAUCUGCUGAAGGAGCAUAUCCCAGAGUCUGAACUUCCAGAGAUCAGGGGCAUUAUUGGGGGCCCAUUGAUUGACAUGUGGUUAGACACUCACUCCGAGGUGGAGAUGUUGGUGCAGAUCUGGAAGGACGUGUGUCGUACGCGGGGCGGCAGGGCCGAGCCCCCCCGCCCCGCCCUGGCCGACUCCCCCGUCGUGAAGGACCUGCUGAGGGCGGAGAUUCGGCUUCUGUUGCUCUCGCUGCAGGAGAAGGCAGCCGAAGAGGGCAGGGAUGAAGACGCAGUCAUGUGCUGCUACAGCCCCGCUGUGGUCAGCUACGCGAUGAGCAGCAGUGAUCAGCGCAGCCGGGCACAGAGCGCAGGCAUCCGCCCGGACCCGCAGGAAGCUCCCAGCAGGCCGCAGUCUGCCAAGAGCCUACAGGAAGUGAGAUCCAGUUCCAGGCUCUCGGCCAGCUCCAACGGCGAGGACCGCAUCGACGCCGUAAAGGACCAGCUGAACCUCAAGGACAUCCACAAGGUCGUGGCCCACCUGCAGUCUGUCCUGACUGAAGAUCUGGAAGCUAUGAUGACGGAAAUUCAAUUUCUGCAGGAGUGUGUGGAGGAGAAGCACCAGGCCCACUGUCAGAGCCUGACCCAGGAUCCCACUGUGUCAGAGCUGAAAGAGGAGAGGAAGCUGAUUCAGAAGGACCUGAAGCUGGAGGAGGCCGCGUGUCGUCCUUGGCCUGCCCGCGGGGGGUCCGCAGAUUACGGCCUCCAGGGGGGACACAGGUCGGCCGGACAACUGUGUGACUCUUCAGCCAGUGCUGGGCAGUCGCCUUCACCGAUCUUUUCCAAAGCCAAGCCUCCACUCGCUCGACCACCCCGACUUCCGGUUGAGCCAUCUCUCCGUGCAACCACACGCCCGCCCGCCCGUGUCCUCGACAGCUCACGCCACACCCAGGAGUCCUCCUAUCGCCGUGGCGACGAGCUGCAGCGGUGCGGCGGCGCCAGGGAGCAGGGCUCCGUACCGGAGGAACGCCCGCCGCAUCCCGCUAACUCGGCCGGCUCUCACCCGGACCGCAGCCCGGGCCCUGACCCCAGAGGCAGCGGCCCCACUGUCGGCUCCCACGCGCAGGAGGAGCGGGAGCCCAAUUCCAGCCCCGGCCUGUCGAGAUACAGCCCCUCCGGGAGCCAUUUUCCCACCGGCGUCCUGCACCCCCGCCCCCCUGCGCAGAGACAGACCCGCGGUGAUGACACGGCCACCCUGUCGCCCGUCGGCGUGCUCGUACCGGCUCCGCCCGCGAUGCAGAAACCGGCCACCAGAGGGCAGUCUGUCACCAGACGCCUCCGCCUGCCGCAAGGUGGCCUGGUCAGCCCCACCUGAGCACAGGCUGUGGAGGCGGGCGAGAGACUGCAUGAAACACCAAAGGGGUGGAGCUUACGUGGCAGCACUGACAUUCUGACCAAUCAAAAGGCAUUACCCUGCAGCACACACUGACUGACAGCAGCGAGACACCAAUAGGCUGCUCUAGCCUCAUUCUCCUACCUUCACAGGAUUCCUUUGUUCAGUUUCACGUUAUCCUUAUGCUGUACCUUUACUGCAGGCUUAUGGCGAGGCUGACUUCCCAAAGCACUCAUAAGGGAUGCUGGGAUUUGUAGUUCUGGAUGACAAGGAGCCAGAGGGAUGCUCAUGUGUCACAUCAUUGACAGCUGGGCAGUGUGUGAGUUUAUACAGUCAACCUGAAAAGCAAUAUGUCUAAAACUGUCUUGUGGCGUGUGAAGUUUUAAAAACCGAUUAAAAAUCUCUGCUUUCUG